UGCAAGAUGUACAGACAGAACUGAUUCCUAUUGUACUUAGUAUUUUUACUUCCAUGGAUAAACUAUAAUGAUGUUUAAACUGUCAUCUAAAGACUUUCGCUUGCCUGAUGGCAGGGAUUGUCCUUUUAGCCAAAAUAAAAGCCAGUAAAAGCUAUUGUAGCCCAUAAAAAUAAUACACGACACGUUAUAUUUCCUGUGCGAACUACCAAAGCCGGCGGCCAAUCUGAUUUUAUUUCAAUUACUGUACUUAAAGUGAUUGCUGUGCGUUUACAGUAUUUAAAAACUAAUUGAUAACAAAACGAGUUACUUAAUAACUAGUGAAGUUUUACACAAACAAUCAACAGAUAUGUCAGUUAAAAAGAAGAACCUGGAUGUUUAUUUGGAGGAGGUUCAUAAGCAGUUUAUUGCCAUCAAAGAUGAUGACUUCAGUAGAGCACAGGAGGUGUUUAAAAGUGUUUUUGAACAAAUCAAACAGAAGAUGGGCGAAAAAUGCAACUACUUUAAAAAAUACAGUAGCGAGGUUAUGUAUGGUGGUAGCGUAUAUGAUGGAACCAAGACAAGCAAAAUGGAUGAGUUUGAUAUGGACAUAGUGAUCCGGCUGCCUAUCAACUACGACGAUAUUAUAAUGGAGUGCGGUCAGCCCGGCUUUGUGCGGCUGAAGAUAGGCAGCGCGUUUGACAACCUCGACAAACAACAGGAGUGGGAGCAAUGCCACAAAGUGACCAGAGAAUGGCGGGAUACUGACAAGUAUCUAUUGCAGAAUAAAUUUCGGAGUUGGAUGCAUGGGAUAGUUCAAAAGGCCCUGAACGAGAUGAAUGACUGUGCAAACGUCAAUGGUACCACAUACCUUAUGAAAUACAAGGAGACAGGACCUGCAUACACUCUGUAUAUAAGAAAUGUUGAGAAUGAUGAGGAAUUCAAAUUAGAUGUAGACUUGGUGCCCGUCAUCAGGUUUAUGCUUCCGAGAUGGCCUAAGGGCUACAGGACAACGAAUAAGGUAAGGCCGUCGUGUCGCGAGUGGCUGGUGGUGCCGAAGCCCAACAAGGCGGUGAGCGGCGCCGACCGCUCCCGCUGCUGGAGACUCUCCUUCCAGAAACACGAGCGCGACAUCCUCAAGGACUUCCAUCACCUCAAGAAGGUCCUUAGAUUGAUGAAGAAGCUACGCACAGCCCUCAAGAUGAAGGCCAUCGCCAGCUACUACAUUAAGACAUUAUUCCUUUGGAAAGUGGAUAAAGAGGAUAAGCAGUUCUGGCAGAACAGUGUAAGCUUCCUCUUCGGGAUCAUGCUGCAGGAAUUUCACGACGCCCUCAAACAGAACAACAUACCCUACUUCUGGAACUCCAAGAACAAUCUCAUUGAGAGCCUGAAACCCGCUCAGCAGAAACUCUACACGGAAAACUUGAAGAAGGUUCUGGACAGCAUCCAAGCUAAUGAUGUCGACAAAAUUAUAUUCGCCUUUCUCGAACCUGAUGAGAUCGAGCAGUUCAAGAUCUCCGAAAUAUACCAGCGUUGUAGCAUGUCUCCAGCGGCCGCUGCAUGCAAACCUUCCAGAAGUUCCUCGAUCACCUCCAGCACGAGUAGCCAGGAGCAAGGUAACUCACAAAACUCUCAGAUGGAUGACAGACAAACUGUUUUACUGAAAUCUAUAGUGGACAAACUAGACUUACUGACGCAGAAGUUGGAGCUGCAAGAGCAGAGGAUCAUUAAACUGGAGACGGCUUACGAACUGUCAAGAAAAGGUUCUCAAAAAACCAAAUUGGAGGAAACUGCACAAGUUCCUGACAACAUGAGAAAUGUAAAUGCUGCCCCACAAUUUGACUCUGAUGCUCUUAUUUUGUUUUAGCUGUGCGACACGAAAUUAAUUAAAACAGACUAAGCACAGAUAAUACUAUACUAGUAUAAGAAUAUAAUCAUCUACGUUUAGGAUUACCUUUUAGUGCCAUUCAAAAGUAUUUAAAAUAAAGUUUUAAUGAAAUUACCAAAAACUAGAUAUAAAGUUCAGACCAUUCUUACAAAGUGAGAUACCAGUGAGUGUGGAAUUUUUAAAAUUUCCGUAAUUAACAUUGAGAUAUCAAGAAAACCAACUGAAAUUUCAAAUUCUGACAGCUUUUUAAAUCACACAUCUAAAUUCAAAGCAACAAGCUGAGAACUUUAAAGUCUAAUUUGUUAUUUUGAUACUGUUUAAGUUUUUAUCAUGAAAUUGCUGCAGAAUAUUUUAGGACCACCUUUCAACCAUUUCCACAUUUAAUUACUAUUAAAAACUGACUUGACAUGAUGAGAAAAUAACAAUGAAUAUUGGCUGAGAAUUUGGGUAACCAUGGCAACAUCGAUUCUUUGCUGCUUUUGGCUUGUAGUUUUUAUCUCUUUUCGACCGACUUCUCAAAAGAAGGAGGUACUCAAUUCGUCUGUAUGUUUUUUUUUUCGCUGAGCGAUUUUUCCAAUGUAUCGACCCUAAGUUAUGUAUGUAUACCUUAUAAAGGUUUUUUUUUACAUUUAUUCGUAAGACUGCAAAUUAAUCUUAUCUAUUUAUAGUCUAAAUUUAAUUAUAAAAUACGCAAAUUUUAAUGAUCCUAUAAUAAUAGGCAAGUUUUUAUUGUAAUGUAUUUUCUAUCUUAUUAUUAAUGUGAUUAUUUUGAUGUUUUAUAUUUUUUAAUUAAAGAGACUAAUAAAAUCAUUAUUGUUUUUAAUUUUUUGUUUUAAAUUUUGCACGCGUAGACGCAAUAGGUUCAUUGCCCUCUAGAUCCUAAAGCUGAAAGUAUCAAGAAAGUAUGCGCAGGGUCAAGAUGACUAUGUCUUAUCACUUUUGACAUGUUUGCAUUCUCGUCCGAAGAAGUUUUGUAUGAAUUCCACAAAGAAUAGAAUUCCAAUGACAUUUGGCCGUCAGUCUUCUCGGGGUGUCACAGAUUUACAUUAUUUGAUUUUAAAUGUAUUAAAUAUGAAAUACUUUGAACAAUCACCAUUACAUAUCAUGGAUUUCCCCUCAAAGUAAAGAGUAGAUGGCAGACCGCGACAAUCCAGCAGUGCCGUUCGCGGCUGGCUUCGUGCUGGGCGCCUUGAUAACUGUGCUCGGCUACAAGUUUUUCUCCAGUUGCCCGCCUGGACAGACGCAUCAGGUCGCCGCCCAGGUCAAGUGCACAUGCAAGAAGGGUAGUAAGGAAGAGUGCAAGAUGCAUUGUGUACGCGGUGACCACAAAUGUUCCUGAACUCCAUGACAUGCACGCAGUAAAGAAAUAAUCCGUCUGAGUUUUGUCAAAAUUCUGUCACUCAUCUGUGACACUUAACAACCUCUGUCAAUUUAAAUUGCAUUUGUAAAAAACGUUUUAUUAAAUUUUUGUAAAGAAUAAUGGGUAAUACAUGAAUAAUGGCCAAAGACAUAAAUUUCAAUAACUUUAUAAACUAAACUCAACUGUUCCACGAUGUGCGAUUGUGCCGAGGAACAACAGAGGCAGGCGGAGAAACGCGCGGAACAGAGCGGGUCGCGGACGCGCCUCGUUGGGUCCGGGGGCGAGGGCGCGGCGCGCUACGCGGAGGAGCGCGCCGGCUGCCGGCUGUUCACGUGCGGGCUGUGGGCGGGCGGCGCGGCCGGCGCCGGCGGCUGGCUGCCCUACGCCGGCUCCGCGAUGCUCCUCGCGCUCAUGGUCUACAUGCUGCGCAACGUGCGCAAACAUGUCAACUUAUCUAACUUGCCUAACUUGCCGAAAUUGCCUAAAAUGGGCAAUUUGUUUGGAGGCUCUACAACAGGAUCCGGGGCGAAGGAAAACUAUAAAUGCGAAUAUUAUAAAUAAGGCUACCGAUGCAAAAAUUGUCGCUUCACAUUCAGAUUGUUUUUUGAACUUUAAGAUUUUAAAAAUAUAAUUAGCCAUUUAUAUGUUAAAAUUUCUUAUUAUUUUUCUAUUGAUUUAAAAACCAAAACUUUUUCUUACAAUUAGACAUUUCAUUUAGCGCGGUCGUGAGUGCGUAUUGCCGCUGUGUAAAGGGGUGACUACUCAAUAAAACAUUUGUUGUUUCAUAA
Messenger RNA from Papilio polytes (common Mormon), 4012 nucleotides. Its product is annotated as cyclic GMP-AMP synthase-like. The transcript has 8 exons. Lineage: Eukaryota; Metazoa; Arthropoda; Insecta; Lepidoptera; Papilionidae. The record is from RefSeq and is a predicted model, not a curated record. The coding region runs from base 347 to 1843 and encodes 498 amino acids.